Zingiber officinale is the source of this 2395-nucleotide messenger RNA. RefSeq lists its product as uncharacterized. The record is from RefSeq and is a predicted model, not a curated record. The transcript has 2 exons. Lineage: Eukaryota; Viridiplantae; Streptophyta; Magnoliopsida; Zingiberales; Zingiberaceae. The coding region runs from base 1598 to 2395 and encodes 265 amino acids.
UCGCUCCUCCACGCGCCUGAUUGCGCCGAAGGGAUUUCGUCGCCGCCGGCUCCUCUCCCCUAGCCUGGCUGCCCGACACCCUCUCCCCUUGGAGGCUUUGGCAAUCCAAGCAGGAAGCGGCAUAGAUCCAUCACUCUUGCCACCAUCUUCUCCUGCCCGAUACCCUUUUCCGCCGACAACAAAGGCCGAAUGUAUAUAGCCUUGGAUGGUACACUCUUGGAUCCCGUUGCUCUCAUCAACGUUCUCCGUGAGCUCCGCAAGCAGUGCCUUGAAGUAUGCUUCGUUUUUAUUCUACUGCUACUACUGUUGUUUUUUUUAAAAAAAAAUUUUCCUUUUCCUCUGGAUUCCUAGCUUAAGUUAUGCUUCUGCUAUACCUGUUUUUCUUAGUUUUUUUUCCCUUUCCUCUCAAUGUUUAGCCUUGUUUAGUCACUCUGAAAGAAAGACCAUCAGUUCCUGCUGCUCGCUUUCACAUUGAUAAAUCUAGUUAGUCUGUUCUAGAACGAUCGGCCUGAUCUCAUAUAUUUUUUUAUCAGCCACUAAUCCCUCUGUUUGGAUGGGGUGAAGUAAAGUUCAUUAAUGGAAGGGGAUGGAAGGGAAAGAGAGGAGAAGGUAGGGAAAGUAAUAUAUUUAUCUUGUCUUUGUUUGAAAGGGAGGAAAAGUUUAAAGAGAUGGAAAUAAAGGUUAAAUAUAUAAAUUUAUAAAAAUAUCCUCUUAUUUUUUUUAAUAAAUCUGCAUGUGAAAAUAAAAAUAAGGAUAAAAUUGGGAUAAUUUUUUCUUACCCUUCCUUACACCCCAAUUUGGGGUGUAAGGAAUUUCGUUAAUUUCCGAGCAUGCAAGGGGAAGUUUUACCCUUCUCUCCCCUUCCCCUUCAUGGCUUAUUCUUUCCCAAACAAGUAUAAAAUUUUUUUUUACCUAUGUUUACCUUUUCCUCUCUUUUACUCACCUCCUCUCAAACAGAGGGUAAGUAAAUAGGGGAGUGGACGCAAUGAACAGUUUAAUUACACGUUUCAUUUUUAAAAAAAAAUUGUUUCAAAUACGACGUAACUAGUAGUUGAUUUUUUUUUUUCAUUUAAUUUGUUGAUGUUGAGUCGGAAGCCUAGUAUCGCCGGUUCACCUUCCUCAUAUUGUUUUAUUCUACGGAAGAAAUCUCCUCACAGAUUUCACCAGAUAUGAUACGUUGGCGGACGUUUACUCUCCUAUAAGCCAGUCGAUUCACGAGAAAUAAAGUCAAUGGAUCCACGAGAAAGAAGGCCCCGCGCCGCGCGCUGGCAUUAUUCAGCCGCCCAAUUAACCCAUCGGUUUCUAGAUCGUCAACCACCAGCGCGAUGCGGCCACGCCGCCUCUUGGGAGUCGCGAAGUCAGAGACUGUCAGCUUUCGCCACGUGAACUCGCACGGGAGACCACCCACGUGUCCGUCGCCCAUGGCCGAUCGACCUAGCUCGAUAGCUGCUGGUUUGGCCGGACCGGCCAACGACCAUUCACAUGCGAACGUGACGCCGCCUCGUUUACUUAAUUUUUGUUCUCUCAAUUGCUGGCUAUAAAUGCGCAGCUUCUUCUGGCCUUUACUCGUCCCGUGCAUCGCCAUUUUGUGACAUUAAUGGGUUGCUGGUCGCCGUUGGACGCCAUGGAAGCUUACAUGCGCACUCUUCGAUUGUGCGAGGAAUUCUACAAGUACUGCGAGGAGGAGGAGGAGGAGGAAGACGAAGGGGAGCCGAUUCCCAUGGAACCCAAGUGCGUGGAGUACAUAUCGGCCCUCGCGGCCGGCAACCGCGCCCGGCGCAUGGUGGACGUGGAGGACGGCGGCAUGUCGCCGUCCGUGCUGGCGCUGGCGGCGGCGGCCAGGCAGACGGGAGGCCGGGUCGUCUGCGUGCGCCGCGAGCGGGAGGCGGGGGAGCGGCUGGGGAGGCAGGUCGAGAGGCUGGGCCUGGCGGACGUGGUGGAGUGGAGGGUGGAGGGGAGGCCGAGGGAGUCGGUGGAGCAGAUCGGAGGGGUGGACUUCGCCGUGGUGGACGGCGGGAUGGGGGAAGAGGACUGCGAGGAGGCGGUGGCGGCGUUGGACGUGGGCCCGCGUGGGGCGGUGGUGGUGGUGAGCAAUCUGUUCGGUGGGGGGAAGUCGGGGGCGGCGGCGGAGGGAGGCCGACGGAGGGUGCAGAGGAGGGGGAGGUCGUCGGUGGUGCUGCCGUUCGGUGGAGGGAUGGAAGUGAUAAGAAUUGCUGGGAGCAAAAGGAGGACCUUUGUGGUGUACUAUGAAGACACGAAGACAAUAUGCUGCUGCAUCCCCGUGCUCGACUGCCAUGCAAAUGAUUCGGGGGUUCGAAAAUCCAAAUGCGUCAGGCACGGAGUCGCGUACGGGGAAUCAGAUAGCAUAAAAGAACUCUGCACGAAUAUUGUGUAG